ACGAUGUCUUUGUGAAGUAGGUGAGUGCUGACAGAGGAGGGAGGCAAAGACAAAAGAACUGAAAGGUGGUGGAGGAGUCUCUGUUGGUGGGGACUAGAAGCAGACAGAAGGAUGGUGCCUCUGUAUCAGGCAGGCAUGAAGUCAGUUGCUGUAACUUUCUGUGUCCUCUGCUUUCAUUUUGAAGCCCUGUACAGAGUUGAGAGCUGCUCAUCAAAACCAUGCAAAAAUAUAGAUCAGCUCUACAACCUUGACCCCCAGGUGAUGGUAGAAUUUGAAAAUGGAAACUUCAACUUCACAUUUCCCAACCCCCAAAAUGUGAGCGAGUUCAGCAUGACCCUCUUCAAAGGGAAAGAAAAGAAGGAAAUCUGUACACUCCAUUUGAAUGAAGAGAAUGUUUUCCCCAAGAGUAAUGUCACCUACUGUGAGACAAAGAAUUCAAAUACCAGCACCACUUUCAUUCUUAAAAAUCUGGAAAGAAAGCACAUGGACAUUUAUAUCUACUGUCUGGAGGUAUUCUUCCCCCCUCCUUAUAUAGAUUGCCGCCUGAAAGAAAUCUGUUUGUACAUCCCAGAUAAGGAAGACUGCUUUUCACUGGGACAGGAGUCAUGGAUAAUUAUUGGCCUGAUCACGGUUUCCCUGAUUUCCUGUGUCUGCUGUGUUGUAGUCUGUUGCUUAAGGAACAAGAUUCAAAAGUGUGACUCCAACUCCCAUGAGUACAACAGUGAAUACAUGCCCAUGGCAGCAGUGAAUGCAGCUAAAAAACCAAGAAUCUGAGGUAUAAGUUGCUUGUGGCGUCGAAAUUUUGGAAGCACAGUUUUCCAUCUACUUGAACCUGGACAAUGGGAAACCAGCAUUUCCUCACCUUUCCCAGCCUCCCUGAGCUCUCAUGAUGAUCCUGUGCUCAGUCAUGAGACACCCACCCCAGUACUGUUCUGAGCUGUGUUUUGCUCUAGCCUUGUUUGUUAACUGGCACCCUGCCCAACCCACUGACUCGGACAUGAAGUGCCAACAACGUGUCAGCUUGUUAAAGAUGUCAGCUUGUAGUUGAAGAAAAUGUAGAAAAUUAGUUUGCUUGAGAGUAGAUUGCUGUAGUGCUGUCACAGAAAGAACUUUUAUUUUCUAGUCUCCUUUAUGACAAACUUUCCACUGGUGACAAAAAAAAAAAAAGACUACCUCCAGUGCCAGUCCUUGUGGCACAGCCAUACUGUCGAUGUAUUGCACACGCCCUUCUGUUUGGGCUACUUUAGCAUGGGAACAAAACCCGAGAGUGUACAGCAGAGAGUACAGCAGAGGCUUCUCUGAGACACAGUACCUCAAGUAUGUAAUCUGCAUUUUUUGUAUCUGUGUUGUCAAUACAUCUUCGCCAUUCACACCUCGAGGCUCCCCUUAUUUAAUUAAAUUCUGAAUGCUUUUACUAACAGAGGAAUAUAUUACAAGAUGAAUGUAUUUCAAGACUGCAAUUUCACUUUAGAUCAGUUCAAAUCUUCAGGAUCAGACCCUGAACUAGGAGGCACGAUCUCUCCUAUUCACAUGUCUUGCAGCACAAAUACGACACAGUCCAUAAGGCCCGUAUGGCCUCGUGUCCAUAUGGACUCUGCACUGCAAUUAACUUCCUCUUUUGGUUUGACAUGAAACCUUUACCACUUCCCCAGUGGGUUUAGGGGUUACUUGACCUGCCUGAAAUUGCUGAGAGCCUUCAGUAUGAAUGAAACGAUCAAUCCUUCAUACUCCUUGUGAAAUCCAUCAAAACUCUGACCAUAAAUGACCAGCUGGGAAUCCAAACUGCAUGUCUUGCCAGACGCCAUUUGGCUGCCAGAGUGGUACAUUGAUUCUGAGCCUCUCUGUAAUACAUUAAAAAAACAGGCAUUGGUCAGGGGACACUGCUGAGAAAGAUACACCACCUGCUUGUCUGGCAAAGAGAAGGCUGUUUUCAUGGGGCAGAUGGGGAUGAGGAGGAAAUAAGCAGGUAUAUCAAGAGCAGGGGUUCCCUCAACAAACACCUGCAUACACAGAAGUUUUGCAGAGAGAAGGUGCAAACUGCUAACUGUGACAUUAAGCAAAGGGAAACUAGUUAGGCACCGAAUGAGGUGGGGACUGCCAAUCACACAGCCCCUACCCUGCUCAGGUAACCAGCUCCUUGGCAGGGAUGAUGAGGGCACCCUGCCGUGUUGGGUAACAUUACGUUCUGUCCCAUCCUCCUGACACAUAACCUCUGCAAAUUACUUGACCUCCUCAGCAAACAAAGCUCUUCUCUACCUCCACAAAUACACCCAUCUCACCGUUUUAAAGAAGUAUUGGUGAAAUUACUGCCUUUGAAAAUUAUUGGUGAAAACAGCUAACCUCUACUACCUAUGAGAAAUACUAGAUGCAAGAUCCUAUGUAACAGAGGAGAAUCUUACCCCCUGGAACCUUGCACCAGACUGAGAUGGAAAUUCAUGAAGAGUUUCUGAAAGAAGGAGAAACUCGAGGUUUGACUUGAGAUGUUACCGGAUAAAGGACAAAUGAUGAAAGUGUGAAUAAGGCAGUUUAAAAUACAUACAUCCUGCACUGGA
Corapipo altera (White-ruffed manakin) is the source of this 2552-nucleotide messenger RNA. RefSeq names its product inducible T-cell costimulator-like. The record is from RefSeq and is a predicted model, not a curated record. Lineage: Eukaryota; Metazoa; Chordata; Aves; Passeriformes; Pipridae. The coding region runs from base 112 to 774 and encodes 220 amino acids. The transcript is spliced from 7 exons. Gene Ontology annotation, biological process: cell-cell adhesion; T cell tolerance induction; T cell costimulation.